AUGAAUUUAGAUAAAAACCUUCGUAAAGGUCAAUGUUUACCGGCUUUGCAAAACCCAGCCCCAGCUCCAGUAGGAAAUCCAGCUAAUGCUGAGAACCCAACCCCGGUGCAAAAUGCGACACCAGCUGAAAACCCAAUUUCGAUGCAAAACCAAGCCCCAGCACCCACUCCCGAAGGCGACUUCAUUUCGUUCGAUGAAAAUCCGUCGAUGCACCAGCCAAGAGAGGCAAGAGAACCGGCAGUCGACUUUUUAACCAAUGAUAUCCCAAAUAUUGGAUCU
Messenger RNA from Paraglomus occultum, 279 nucleotides. The record is from the annotation of a GenBank genome assembly. Lineage: Eukaryota; Fungi; Glomeromycota; Glomeromycetes; Paraglomerales; Paraglomeraceae.